Symbiodinium necroappetens is the source of this 724-nucleotide messenger RNA. The record is from the annotation of a GenBank genome assembly. Lineage: Eukaryota; Dinophyceae; Suessiales; Symbiodiniaceae.
AUGGCUCCGGGUAUGGUUCAGACCUCGGUUCAUGGCAAGACGGACGCAGCUACGACUCGCAGGGCGACCACAAGUGGAACACUUGGCAGGGACACGAAGAUGGCGAUAAAGGACAACGACGACUGGGGCAACUCCGCACGGUCGUUGAGCACUUCCGAGGGCCUGGGGUAUUUCACCUCGUGGGUUUCGGCCCGCUUCCUCGACUUGGAGGUGGCCAGACGAUCAGAGAGCACAACACCGAGUACGAUCGUCUUCAUGCUCGCCUACGAGAAGUCGGAUGCUCUCUACCGUAGGCCGAAGCGGACAAACUUCGCCCACAUGACCGAGCACGACCGCGACCCCGCGAACGAGGAGGACUCCGAGCACAACGACGAGGCCAUCCCCCAGGAGGUGGCCGAGGCGCUGAUGACCUACCAGUCUGCGAAGGAGAAGUACCGGGCACAGCAGAGAGCUCGCGAGACUACGGACGGUGACAAGCCUACGAAGGAUGGCGAUCGUGACGGCGACCAACGAGGAGCCCCUGGCGGUGGAGAUCGAGAGGCCAAAGUUCGCGCCAUCAAGGCGCGCAGCUUCUGUGGAGGCUGCGGAAGGCGCGGCCAUUGGCACAAGGACGACGAGUGCCCCUUGAACCGUGGCGACCACGCCAAGGGCGAUAGCGGUGUCAAGAACAUCGCCAUGACGAAUGUGAUGCCGGCGGACGUCUUCACCUUGAAGCACAUGUCGA